Molecule: messenger RNA, 1363 nt
Organism: Solanum pennellii
Lineage: Eukaryota; Viridiplantae; Streptophyta; Magnoliopsida; Solanales; Solanaceae
Product: deSI-like protein At4g17486
Exons: 3
Coding region: 508-1224 (238 amino acids)
Biological process (GO): protein deubiquitination
Molecular function (GO): deubiquitinase activity
Source: RefSeq, a predicted model, not a curated record
CCGACCAAUAAUUUUCUUUACAAAAAUUUGGAUAGUGUGCAGAGUCUACAGUAAAGGAAGACAGAAAUCAGUUUAAAAUAGAAGAGAAAUCACAGAUCAUCAUUCCAUAAUACACUCUCAGCCACCAUUAAAAUACACUCUUCAGCUGAGCACUCUUACCAAAGAUUCCAAUUUUCUAACCAAUCUCUUCUCCUCCUUUUAUACCUACCGGUACGGCCACUGGGUCGCCGCCGGUGGUACCCUCAGUCCCCACUCCACCGCCAACUCCAAAAUAAAAAGGACCCACAUUCCCUCUUUCACUUACCUACCAAGUACUGCCCACAUAUAUCUGUAAUUCAAUUCAAUUCAAUCGAAAAAUACCGAAUUCUCUUUCUUUACAUCUUCACUAUGAGAGGAACCUGAAAGUUCCUCUGUUUUUAUUCAAGAUGCUCUGCUGCAAAAAUUCAGUUAAAAAUGGGCGUGGAUCUGUUCCUGUGUACUUAAACGUAUACGAUCUAACUCCGAUGAAUGGUUAUGCUUAUUGGAUUGGUCUCGGAGUUUACCAUUCCGGCGUUCAAGCUAGUUCAUGGAGUUGAGUAUGCAUUUGGAGCUCAUGAGUAUCCAAGUACCGGAAUUUUCGAAGGGGAGCCGAAAAAGUGUGAGGGAUUUAUUUUCAGGAAGACAAUUUUGAUCGGAUGGACGGAGAAGACACCUAGAGAAGUAAGAAGAGUUAUGGAAGAACUUGCUGAUAAGUAUAAAGGAAAUGCUUACAAUCUUAUUACUAAGAAUUGUAACCAUUUCUGUAGUGAUGCUUGUGUUAAACUCACUAACAAUCAAAUUCCCAGAUGGGUUAAUCGACUAGCAAGAAUUGGUUUCGUUUGCCACUGUAUCGUUCCAAUGAGCUUAAAGUCUACCAAAGUUCGCCACCAUCGGAUGGAGGACAAGGCAAGUGAAGGGACCAGCAAGAAACCUCAGAGCAACUUGAAUAACCAGACUCCAUCUUCGAAUCCAUCAGGUGAAGGGGACAAGAAGAAACCUCAGAGCAGCUCGAAUAAGCCCACUACAUCUUCAAAUCCAUCAAACAACAAGAAACCUCAGAGUAGCUCGAAUAAGCCGGCUCCUUCUUCAAAUCUUUCUUCAGCUUCUUCACAACCCCCUCCAAUUGCCAAAUCUACAAGUAGUAACAAAACCAAAAGUCCGCUACCUCCAUCUACGCCUUUGACGUCAGAUUCGAAUGCAUCCUAGAAUUUCCUGAUGCAGGAAAGGCCAAUGCUUUAUUUGAUUCAACUUUAUUCUUUUGCUCGUUUCGUCAUAAUGCUAACAAAUAUUGUAUAUGCAAAUGCUUUCAGUGAAAUGGAAAUCUAAAUAUGCAGCAACAAGCAAA